Cyphomyrmex costatus is the source of this 1743-nucleotide messenger RNA. RefSeq lists its product as uncharacterized. NCBI's taxonomy places the organism in Eukaryota, Metazoa, Arthropoda, Insecta, Hymenoptera, Formicidae. Bases 1 to 1743 code for a protein of 580 amino acids. The record is from RefSeq and is a predicted model, not a curated record. The transcript has a single exon.
AUGAGAGUUGACCUUUCGUUGCGACAACCGACUGCAGACAGCACUUUGCGACAACCAACAACUCAAUGCGCAUGCGUCCCACAUUCGACAGCGACAUACGACGUAUUGUGUAACAGGCUUAAUGGACGGUACGUCGUACGGCUACCGUUCAAAGCCAAUCCUCCGAUUGUAAUCGGCGAAUCUCAUCACAUCGCCUCAUCACUUCUUUCACGGCUUGAAGGCCGUCUUCAAAAUAAAAAGGAUAUGGCAUCCGAAUAUCGAGAAUUCCUACUGGAAUACAAAAAUCUCGGUCAUAUGACGAAAGUAGACGAACCAGUCUCUGCUUCACAAUCAGUUUACAUCCCGCAUCAUGCGGUGAUUCGCGAGCAUAGCAGCAGCACGCGGUUGCGCGUCGUGUUCAAUGCAUCUCAGUCGACAUCGAACGGCUCUUUACUUAACGAUCAUCUUAUGAUCGGUCCUAAGUUACAAACCGACCUUCGUUCGGUAAUUCUUCGAUGGCGACAACAUCGUUAUGUUUUCACUGCCGAUAUCGCAAAAAUGUAUAGGCAGAUUCAAGUCGAUCCGCGAGAUCAAGAUUACCAGCGCAUCUUAUGGCGCUCUUCAUCAUCCGAAGCGGUGCAAGACUACCGCUUGCUUACUGUUACUUACGGUAUGGCGUGUGCUCCAUACCUCGCUCUUCGUACAAUUCAGCAAUUGACGCAAAACGAAGGCGCUCAAUUUCCUCUUGCUCAAUCAGUUUUACGCAAUCAAAUCUAUGUCGAUGAUUGCAUCUUCGGCGCGGAUGACAAGCCGCUUGCAAGGCAAAUCCGCAAUCAAUUAAUUUCAUUGUUACAAAAAGGUGGAUUCCUCCUCCGUAAGUGGGCAAGCAACUGCCCUACGUUACUCAACGACCUACCGGUCAAUGAAAAGAGUCUCAGUCAAGGCAAAAUUCUGCAAAGCGACGAAAGUUUCAAAGUCUUAGGCGUCACGUGGCUCCCUGCUACCGAUACAUUCCAAUUUUCAGUCGAAGUUACCACGUCGAUCCCAGAUUCUAAACGGAAAAUUCUGUCUACUAUAGCAAAAUUAUUUGACCCGCUCGGGUGGCUUGCUCCGGUCAUAAUUACUGCAAAAAUUAUCAUGCAACAAUUGUGGGCUACUAAGUGUUCGUGGGAUGAUCCAAUUCCACCCCCUCUCAUGCAAAAAUGGCACAAUUAUCACACGCAGCUAAUUCAACUGCGUAAUAUCUCUUUGCCACGAUGGACUGCCUUCGGUUCCGACACAAGUCACUGUGAGCUUCACGGCUUCGCUGACGCAUCGUCCGUCGCAUACGCCGCUGUCAUAUAUCUUAAAGUGAUCUCGCUCAUGGGAUCAGUUACUGUUUCGCUAUUAAUAGCAAAAUCAAAAGUCGCGCCUCUUAAGCCCUUGACAAUUCCAAGACUCGAACUAUGCGCUGCUGCGCUUUUAGCACGAACAAUGUCAUUUACCAGAACGACAUUAGAACUGUCGACAAUUCCCUGUCAUUGCUGGACGGAUUCAACCGUCACUCUCGCUUGGCUACGCCAAUUUCCAUCUCGAUGGAAAACGUUUGUCGCGCAUCGCGUGCACGAUGUGCAAACUCUAAUACCUGAUGCCAUGUGGCAUCAUGUUCCGACUCAUCAGAAUCCCGCGGAUCUAGCAUCACGCGGAGUUACCGCUUCCUCGUUCGCGGAGAACUCACUGUGGUGGCAAGGCCCCGAGUGGCUCAAGCUUUCUUCAAGUAUGUGA